This is a messenger RNA of Oppia nitens, 1862 nucleotides long. It is a transcript of the gene Prp31, whose product is annotated as U4/U6 small nuclear ribonucleoprotein Prp31-like. The coding region runs from base 254 to 1771 and encodes 505 amino acids. The transcript has a single exon. Gene Ontology annotation, biological process: spliceosomal tri-snRNP complex assembly; mRNA splicing, via spliceosome. The record is from RefSeq and is a predicted model, not a curated record. Gene Ontology annotation, cellular component: U4 snRNP; U4/U6 x U5 tri-snRNP complex; precatalytic spliceosome. NCBI's taxonomy places the organism in Eukaryota, Metazoa, Arthropoda, Arachnida, Sarcoptiformes, Oppiidae.
UCCAAACAACAAACAAACAAACGUUUGGCUAAUGUUUUACAAAACAAAAACAAAAUUCAAUUAAAACAAACAUUAAGUUUAUAAUUGAUUUUAUUGUCAAUUGAUUUGAUAUUAAAAACACGUGUUGUGUGUGUGUGUGUGUGUGUGUCUACACACGUGUUAGCAAUCAAUUUACGCGCUUAUAAUAAGACUAUAGUGUUGACCGCGCAAAACCCGCGCGCGUGUGUGUGAAGACAACUACGACCAGCCGGCCAUGUCUUUAGCCGAUGAAUUGUUGGCCGACUUGGAGGGCGGCGAUGACGACGUGGACGACAUGGAACUGACGGCUAGGAUGGCGGCCAACGGCGGUAGCGGUGGCGAAACACCGAUGGAAACGGACGGCAGCGGUAGCGGACCGACCACUCAGACACAGUAUACAUCGGUCCGGUCGUUGGCCAAACUGGUCGACAGCGAAGAGUUGGCAACAGUUAUGUCGGAAAUACGGGCCAAACAGUUGUCGCAAGAAGGGUCGGCAUUGGGCCGCAAGUGUCAGAUCGACGGUCCGGUCGAAUCGCAUCCCGAAUACAAGCUUAUAGUCGACGCCAACAAUAUGGCCGUCGAGAUUGACAACGAUAUUACGGUUAUCCAUAAGUUUGUUAGGGAUAAGUACGCCAAACGUUUCCCGGAGUUGGAAUCGCUGGUCCAGUCGGCUCUCGAGUAUCUGAUGACAGUCAAAGAGUUGGGUAACGAUCUCUACAAAGCCAAGACCAGCGAAGUUAUGCAACAGUUUCUAACUCAGGCCACUAUUAUGGUCGUAUCGGUAACGGCAUCCACCACUCAAGGCCAACAGCUAACCGACGAUGAAUUGGCCAACAUUUACGAAGCCUGCGAUAUAGCUGUCGAUCUGAAUCAAAGCAAACUAAAGAUCUACGAGUUUGUCGAAUCAAGGAUGACGUUCAUUGCGCCGAAUUUGUCGGCAAUUGCCGGCGCAUCCAUUGCCGCCAAACUAAUGGGUUUGGCCGGCGGUCUGACCAAUCUAUCGAAGAUGCCGUCGUGCAAUCUGGAAGUGUUGGGCUCCGAACGGCGAACUUUGGCCGGUUUUUCGUCGACAGCCAUUAUGCCGCACACGGGUUUCGUAUUUCUGACCGAUUUGGUACAGAUAUCGCCGCCCGAUUUACGCCGGAAAGCUGCCCGACUGGUGGCCAACAAGUGUACGAUAGCUGCCCGAGUAGACGCCUCGCAUGCAGCCACUGAUGGUUCGAUUGGUCGCCAGUAUCGGGAGAAAAUUGAACGCCAACUGGAUAAAUUACAGGAACCGCCACCGGUCAAACAGGUCAAGCCGUUGGCCACACCGAUAGAUCAGCCGCAGAAAAAGCGAGGCGGCAAACGUAUCCGUAAGCUAAAGGAACGUCUAGUGAUUACCGAUUUGCGCAAACAGGCCAAUCGUAUGACAUUCGGCGACAUUGAAGACGACGCCUAUCAGGACGAUCUCGGCUUUACGACUGGCCAAAUGGGCCGAUCGGGAACCGGUAAGAUACGUGGUCCGGCUGUCGACGAAAAAACUAAAGUACGCAUAUCGAAGACACUGCACAAGAACUUACAGAAACAGCAGUCGUACGGCGGCAGUACUACUGUCCGCAAACAAGUAUCGGGAACGGCAUCGUCGGUGGCCUUUACACCUCUGCAGGGCCUGGAGAUUGUCAAUCCGCAGGCGGCCGAAACCAAAGUCAACGAGGCUAAUGCCAAAUACUUUUCAAAUACAUCCGGAUUUUUGAGUGUCCGACCCAAUUGAUCCAAUAGUUUUUUGUUUGUUUGUUUUUUUUGGUUACCAUUUCAUUUGUAUUUAAAAAAAAUUAUAAAUAACUUUCUAUAUAAUAAAAAUC